GCCGCGGCUGUCUCCUCUUGGGCCUUGCGCGGGCGGCGGGGCCGCGCAUGCGCCACCCAGAGGCGUGGGCGUAGCGCAUGCGCGUUGGGGUCCCCGGAGGGGCGAAGGCCGCGGAGGAAGGAUACGGCGGCUGCGCCGCCGGCGGGAGGCGCAUGCGCAGGCGGAGCCCGUGAGGGGCGGGUGCGGCGGUUGAGCGAGCUAGCGGCCGCGGGUAGUGGUGGUGGGGGGAGGCGGCCGCCCGCCCCCAUGCAGGAGAUGAUCGAGAUGGCGGCGGAGAAGGAGACGUUCCUGUGUCCGGCCCCGCCGGCCGCCCGUCAAGCUCCCCCGCGCGUCCGGUGGCGCGGGCUGGGGGGGGGCGGCCCCGACGGGGCGUGCCGUCACCAGGAGGGCGCCCCCCCGGGGGCCGGCCCCAAGGAGGAAGACGGCGUGGGCGAGCUGCAGCGGCCUCGCAAUGGCUUCCAGCCCCAGCGGCCGGCUGGGGGCAAGCGGCGCAACAGCUGCAAUGUGGGCUUCAAGCACCCGGCCUCCAAGCGCCGGCGCCGCGUCAACUCCGAGUGCGACCCGGUGCUGCCCUCCGAGUUCCUGCUGGGGGGCAACAUCUUCGACCCCCUCAACCUCAACAGCCUCCUGGACGAGGAGGUGAACCAGGCCCUCAACGCCGAGACCCCCAAGUCAUCGCCACUGCCGGCCAAGGGCCGGGACCCGGUGGAGAUCCUCAUCCCCAAGGACAUCACGGACCCGCUCAGCCUCAACGCCCAGGACGGCGACGCAGCCCUGGUGCUGGCCUCGCCCUUCAAGACAGGCCGCAAGCGCCACCGCCACCGGGGCCAGCAGCGGGGCAGCAGCGGGGCUGGGGACUGCAAGCCGGCCGCCUGCAAGGCCUGCGACGCCACCUGCCCCACCCCGCAGCCCUACGAACUCAACACGGCCAUCAACUGCAGGGACGAGGUGGUCUCCCCGCUGCUCCCCCUGGCCGCCGAGGGGGCGGGCUGCGUCACCCCCUCUUGCGCCGCCUUCUCUGGCGGCCGCCACCAUCACCGCAAAAGGCGCCGGACUAGCAGCAAAUCAGAGGCGGCCGGGGGCCCCAAGCUGCCACCGCCUCCCUCCACCCCGGGCGGGGGCAAAGGUGGGGGCCAGCCAGGCAAGAGCAGCCCGGAAAAGGGCAAAGGGGCCGGGCGGAACCAACAGGCACCCACGGCCAAGCGGAGGCAUCAACAGAGGAAGUUCCAGUAUGGGAACUACUGCAAAUACUACGGCUACAGGAAUCCCAACUGCGAGGAUGCCCGGCUGCGGGUCAUGAAGCCCGAGUGGUUCGAGGGCAAAGAGGUGCUGGACCUGGGCUGCAAUGUGGGGCACCUCACCCUGAGCGUGGCCAAGAAGUGGAAACCUGCCCGGGUGGUGGGACUGGACAUUGACGGGGGCCUGAUCCACUCGGCCCGCCAGAACAUCCGCCACUACCUGUCUGAGGAGAUCCAGCAGCGGCAGGACGACGACGAGCAGGGAGCUGGCCCCAAGAGGCGGAGGGGCUGCUUCCCUGCCUCGCUGGCGGCCAGCAGGGGGCCCAUCGCUGCCCCUCGGGUGCCCCAGGAUGGGGCCGGGGCCGCCGACUUCCCCGACAACGUGAUCUUUGUCCGGGGGAACUAUGUGCUGGAGCGGGACGAGCUGCUGGAGACGCAGGGCGCCGAGUACGACGUGGUCUUGUGCCUCAGCCUCACCAAGUGGGUGCACCUCAACUGGGGGGACGACGGGCUGAAGCGGCUCUUCAAGCGCAUCUUCCGCCACCUGCGGCCCGGCGGCCUCCUGCUGCUGGAGCCCCAACCCUGGUCGUCUUAUGGCAAGCGCAAGAACCUGACGGAAACCAUCUACAGAAACUACUACCGCAUCCAGCUGAAACCGGAGCAGUUCCCCUCCUACCUGACCUCCCCGGAGGUGGGCUUCUCCAGCUGCGAGCUGGUGGCCAGGCCCUACAACAGCUCCAGAGGCUUCCAGCGCCCCAUCUAUCUCCUUCACAAAGGCCACCCCGCUGCCCACUGAGGGAGAAGCGGCCGACGCUCGGGCCCGGAGCCCCCCCGUUUUUUUUGUUGCGUUGGAGGACAGCUGGGCUGAGCCUGUCGGACUGGCAGCCGCUGGACGUGACGCAGCUCCCCAGGCGCCAGCGGGCCCACGGCCCGGCCCACGGGGUUUGCGCUCAGCGAAUCCGCCGUGUGAGAGGGGCUGCCCUCUGCUGGACACUACUUAGCGCUGCAGCCUGGAGGAGACCUGCGGGGCCCUGUGCUGAAUACUCAGCACCCCCCACCCCCUUGGACCUUGUACAGCUCAUCUCUCUGCAGCAGGGAGGGGCCCUUUGCAUCUGUUGUUAGGGGAGGAGACCAAACAGGGCAGCAGCUGCCUCCGUUUCUCCUCUGCUGUAAAGGGGGGGGCAGUGGGGGCAGUUGGAUCCCAGGGCUGGUUCCCCUCUGGAGCUGGGGGGGGAUGCCCCCCGUGUGUGAUGUGGAGUUUUAUCUUUACAGAUGUUGAUUCUAUUAUAUAUAAAUAAAAGCUACGGAUUAUU
Messenger RNA from Chelonoidis abingdonii (Abingdon island giant tortoise), 2551 nucleotides. Lineage: Eukaryota; Metazoa; Chordata; Testudines; Testudinidae. The record is from RefSeq and is a predicted model, not a curated record.